AUGACCACUGCAUUGCAACAGCUCAAAGUCCUCCAGGUUGGUAAAACCCCAAAUGGAUUCAAUGGCCCAGCGUACGGUUGGUCUUCUUUCGGCAUGUCGGUCCACUCGCCAACGUUUGAAAUGAACGAAUCCUCCAUCAUCCAACAGUGCGAUGUUCUGAGUAGCACGCUCGGCAAUAACUAUCCUUAUUGUAACUUGGACGCAGGCUGGACCGGCCCCACAGACAACUUCGGGCGCAUCAUGUACAACAAGACACUCAACCUCCCAGAUCUUGCCAAUCAUCUCCACAGCAUAGGUUUGUUCCUGGGUGUAUACGUCGUACCUGGUGCACUCAAAUCAGAUGCCAAGAAGACUAUAUACGGAACAGACGUCACGAUUGGUCAAGUAUGCUCCGGCACAGAAGGGUUGGCGAGGUGCGUUUUCAACUACAGCCGCCCCGAAGUCCAGCAAUGGCACAACUCUGUUGUAGCACAGUUCGCAUCGUGGUAUGUUCUCAAAAUUUGUGGCGACUCCCAUAUUUAUACAUGCUUACUCGCUGUUCUCAGGGGCGUAGACCUCAUCAAGCUCGAUUAUGUGACCCCCGGCUCUCCGCCUCCGCCGGGAAAACAGUCCAAGCUUCCGGCAAACCAGAGCGAGGCCGUGAUUGCGUAUCAUAAGGCAAUUGAGAACAGUGGCCGGCAAAUGCGGCUAGAUAUUUCCUGGCAGCUAGACUUGUCAGAGCCGUCCUUUGCCAUAUGGAACCAAAAUGCUGAUUCGAUGCGAGUCGAUUCAGAUAUUAUCAAUUAUCAAGGCAGCUCGUUGACGAGCUGGAAGGCCAUUCAGCGAGCGAUUGAUAAUUAUCGCAACUGGACAAUUGCUGCGCUUGACUUGCCCUUCGCACUCGACAUAUAUGCGGAUUUAUCCAGUCUUGCCGUCGGCAACAAUGAAACACUUGCUGGUGUCAACGCCACCCAACAACAGACAAUAAUGACCCAUGGGAUUGCUUCCGGAUCCAAUUUGAUCCUGGACUCGGACUUGACGCAGCUGGAUGGUAGGCUGAGCCAGUCUCUAUUGUUGAAUGCCUCAGUUUUGCAGUUGGCCGACUUUACUGCUCGAUACCCCAUGCAACCAAGGAAUCCAGGGACAGGAGGACAGGACGCAAAGCAGCUGCAAGCGUGGAUUGCAGGGCCAUCAGAAGACAGUCGCGCAGUUGUAGUGAUUGCAAAUUAUGGUCCUGACCAGGGCCAGGGCGGCUUCAACACUUCCCUAAGGGGACCACAGCAAGUGACUGUGUCUUGGACCGACCUUGGCAUCAGUGGGUGCUGGCAGGUGAGGAAUGCCUGGACUGAUGAAAUUGAGGGUCGGAUGGAUACAAGUAUUUCUGUGCUGUUGGGUGAAGGCGAAAGUGUCUUGUUGGACCUGACCUACGUGGGUUUGUCUUCAAGAGUCGGUACAUGCGGUUUUGCUGCCAGGGCAGGGAAAUUUAUGAGCAGGUUCUUAUUUCAGACACCUGGUUGA
This is a messenger RNA of Metarhizium brunneum ARSEF 3297, 1497 nucleotides long. The record is from RefSeq and is a predicted model, not a curated record. Lineage: Eukaryota; Fungi; Ascomycota; Sordariomycetes; Hypocreales; Clavicipitaceae.